Messenger RNA from Anolis sagrei ordinatus, 1508 nucleotides. The record is from RefSeq and is a predicted model, not a curated record. Lineage: Eukaryota; Metazoa; Chordata; Lepidosauria; Squamata; Anolidae.
GAUCCCUGAGCGGUGCUGUUUCUUCUAUUGCAGGCAAUUGUCUGUCUCACCCGCCCGAAGCUCCUCCUUCUGCGCAGCGCUUCUGCUCCCAGGGCCUCUUUGCCGCGCUUCUCCCCUCCUCCUGCUUGCGCCUCCCGCCCCAAUGAUGUCUGACUUCCGGCGGCCCUUGUUUGCGCACGCCUGGGAGGAGGAGGAGUGCCUGGAGUACUACGGGAUGAUCCCCCUGCACCGCAUGUUCGAAGUGGUGGGGGCCCAGCUGACCCAGAAUGACGUGGAGGUGCUCUCCUUCCUGCUGGAGGAGACGCAGCCCUGGCACCACCCGCUGGACCCGGAGCUCUGGGCAGUGGUGGCCUCGGAAGAAGGGGCUGCGGAGACUGCCUCGCCCGCCCUGCAGGGCUGGAGGAAGAAGCAGCAGCAGGAGGGGGGCUCAGCCUGGGCGGAAGGCAGCCUCGAGGGGGCCAGGGGGCUGCCCAAGGACGGUGUCCGGCUUCUCCUGGAGCUCGAGCGGAGGGGCAAGUGCGACGAAACCAACUUUGUGCAGCUGCUGCAGCUCCUGCGGGUGCUCACCAGGCACGACCUCCUGCCCUACGUCACUCUGAAAAGGCAGCGGACAGUUUCUCCUGAGAGAUACACUUACGGGCCGUCUGUCCUGUCGUCCGACCAGCAGGUGGACAACUGUCUCAAUUCAGCCUCUGCAGAGCCUCAGAGCGAUCAGUGGGAGGCAGGCUCCAGUUCCAGCAAAAGGAAACGAGUCAGCAGAGGCCGGGCAAAGUCUGCUACUCCCCGCAGGCGUCGGGGAGCCAAAGGGCCUUCUGCUCCCAAGCAGGAGGUCCAAACUCCAACCAAAGUGACUUGUGGUAAGUGUCUGCCUGGCCCGUGCUGUGUGCUCUUAGGGCUCCCUCGAGUCCUUCCAAAUAAUAUGCCAUGAGCAUCUUGGGUCUCUGUUAAGGGAAUGGAGUCCUAAGGGUGACUGGAGCCAAAGUGGGGGGUGGGGGUGGAGGAGGUGGCAGCCCGGUGCACAUCGCUGCCAGGAAAGGCUCCAGUGGCAGGCCAGGGAACGUGGUGGCGGGCUUGCAUUGUUAGGUGCAGCUGGACACCACAGGGCUCCAGUCCACUGGGAGUAUGGGGAUUUUAGUCCCACUCUUUGGGGCUAAGUUAUCUUCUAUUCCUAGUUGAUUUGACUGGUUUCUAUGGUUCCUAUUUUCAAAUGACCACAAUGGUGAAUUUUCUAACUCACCCAUGAUGAUAGAUAACUAAAUCAGAAAAAAAUUGUCCCGGGUGUAUUGCAUGAAACCAGCAGCUUUAUGAACAUGGGAGAGGGUGCCUUCAGGUUGUUAAACCCUUAGCAUCAGUUGCUGGGGAAACUGGGAGCUUUUAAUUCAGUGCCCUAGGGUGCUUAAAGAACUGGUCUUGGAGAGAGACGGCCUUAGCUGCUUUGAGGUCCUUUUCUAUGUAAAUUGGAGUCGGCUCAAGGUGGCGGAUCUGAUAUAUAUUAUAUAUUAUAUAUA